CAUCAAACGCAGACAUUAGCUCGUUGUGCUCUGUGGCUGUGACUGCAGUGUGCUCCUCUAAGUCAACAUGGCUUGUGUCAGCGAUCUCCGACACCUUCUGCCAGCUGUGCUGAUAUUGUUGAUGACUUUCAAGUGUUCCAUGUGUUACCACGAAUUCAAUGAAACCAAAGACUAUAACGACUCCAUGUUUUACCUGGACUAUAACACCAGUCCGGACUACAGUGAGUUCCCUGAACUCUGUGUGAAAGAAUUCAACCGCCAGUUCCGCCGCUGGUUCGUUCCGACCUUCUACUUCAUCAUCUGCCUUCUCGGGGUGGCAGGGAACCUACUCGUCAUCCUCACCUUCUUCUACUUCAAGCGCCUCAAGACCAUGACGGACGUGUACCUGCUCAACCUGUCCUUUGCGGACCUGCUCUUCGCUCUGUCGCUCCCCUUUUGGGCAGCCAACUCCACCACAGAAUGGAGGCUGGGUCUGACCAUGUGCAAAGCGAUGUACACAGUUUACAAGGUCAGCUUAUACGGCAGCAUGUUCGUCCUCGCUUUCAUCAGUGUGGAGCGCUACUUCGUCAUCGCCAAGGCCAUCUCCGCUCACCGCUACCGCUCCCAAACGCUGUUUCUCAGCAAGGUGUCGUCAGUCGCCAUCUGGUUGAUGGCGCUGAUCUUCUCCAUACCAGACAUGACCUACACCACAAUCAACAACAACACCUGCACCCUGUACAGCAGCUAUUCUGACAUGCGCCGCGUCAAAAUAGAGGCCAGCCAGAUCGUCUUGGCUUUCGCCCUCCCGCUCCUGGUCAUGAGCGUCUGUUACAGCAGAAUCGUCCGAACCCUGUGCCAGGCCCGCGGCUUCGAACGCAACAAGGCCAUCAAGGUGAUCCUCGCCGUGGCGGCCGUCUUCCUGGUGUGCCAGAUUCCCUACAACCUGAUCCUGAUUGUGAACACGGUGGUCAUAGCACAAGGAAAAAGCGAAGACUGCAACUACCAGAACACUUUCCUCUACGCCAGCGAUGUCACCCAGUGCGUGGCUUUCCUGAGGUGCUGCCUGAACCCCUUUGUCUAUGCCUUUAUUGGUGUCAAGUUCCGCCAUGAUCUCCUCAAGCUCAUGAAGGACUCGGGCUGCAUGAGCCAUGACUGGUUCAUCAAGUUUAGCGGGGGCCGGAGGAGGAGCUCGGGGGCCACCGACACUGACACCAACACCACAUUAUCUCCUUGAAGCGGUUUUAAGAACCCUCCGAUUCGCACGUAGGACGGACAAAGGACUGAUGACAAACAUCUCACCUAAAAUACAAGACAUAUGUAACAUGUACAUAGCAGAGGUUAAAUGACAAUUUUUUGGGUUUUCAUUUUCUUUAAAUCAUCUUUGGUUAUUAUUUUUGUGCGUUGGCUACCAAGUACAAUAUUUCAAUAAAUUCACAAA
Pungitius pungitius (ninespine stickleback) is the source of this 1417-nucleotide messenger RNA. RefSeq names its product chemokine (C-C motif) receptor 7 (gene ccr7). The coding region runs from base 68 to 1213 and encodes 381 amino acids. The record is from RefSeq and is a predicted model, not a curated record. The transcript has 3 exons. Gene Ontology annotation, molecular function: chemokine (C-C motif) ligand 19 binding; chemokine (C-C motif) ligand 21 binding; C-C motif chemokine 19 receptor activity. Lineage: Eukaryota; Metazoa; Chordata; Actinopteri; Perciformes; Gasterosteidae. Gene Ontology annotation, cellular component: membrane; external side of plasma membrane. Gene Ontology annotation, biological process: immune response; G protein-coupled receptor signaling pathway; cell chemotaxis.